AUGAUUUUGUUGCGUCAUCCAGAGGAUAACUUGGACGCUGAUAUAAUAAGAAGAUCCUGUGGUCAGGAUAGCAGAGUACCCAGUGGGGGAGAUGAUAUGGUUGAGGUCGAGCACUUGCGUCAAGAGAUAACUUUAACUCUAGCAUCAGCCCAAAUGAAUUUAAGAAAAUGGAAAUCAAACAUGCAGUUAGUUAACGGAGGUGACACGUCGCAGUCUUCGCUAGACUUAAAUAUGGGAGGACUUGAAUCGACUAAAACAUUAGGUUUAGGAUGGCAGGCAAUGUCUGAUGUAUUGUGUUUUCCUAUCAGUGAUUCAGUUAAAGACA
Danaus chrysippus (African queen) is the source of this 325-nucleotide messenger RNA. NCBI's taxonomy places the organism in Eukaryota, Metazoa, Arthropoda, Insecta, Lepidoptera, Nymphalidae. The record is from the annotation of a GenBank genome assembly.